AUGAACGUCCCGGAAAACCAUUUGUACGAGGACGUGACGGUCAUCUACGAAAACCAGCGGUAUGGCUGGAAGGAAGGGUGGCAGCCCGCGGGGCUCCACGGCGGCGAAGUGGCCUCGUGGACGGACGAGGUCGGCGCGCCAUUUGAAGACUUUCAGCCCGACCCGUCGUCGUGGCAAGUGGACAAGACGCUCGGCGCCGGCGACCGCAACGGCUGGCAGUACGCGUUCACGUUCAAGAAGUUUUUGAGCAGCCCGGGGAAGGCCCGGGCCGACUCGCUCUGGUACCGGUACGUGCGCCGCCGCCGCUGGGUGCUCGUCGCCGCCCAAGAGCGCAAGCAGUUCCACCUCGGUCGUCAAGAGUCGAGUACGACGGACCGCGACUUGCGCUCGAUCUUUCGCCAGCCCUCGGCGCGCGUCAUGUCCUUCUCUGAAGACGACAUGCUCGGGCACACGCCGCAGCUCCGCGAAAUGAUGCAGCAUGUGCCCCCCGAGGUCCACGAGCUCAAGAAGGUCCAGGGCCAGAUCGUCGAGUUUCCGCUCCUCUUCCUCUGCGAGUGCGAUUUGCGCCCGAUGAUUUUGCCCAAGAACCUCUUCAUUUAA
Molecule: messenger RNA, 600 nt
Organism: Saprolegnia parasitica CBS 223.65
Lineage: Eukaryota; Oomycota; Saprolegniomycetes; Saprolegniales; Saprolegniaceae
Exons: 2
Coding region: 1-600 (199 amino acids)
Source: RefSeq, a predicted model, not a curated record